Messenger RNA from Anopheles coustani, 4412 nucleotides. RefSeq names its product 1-phosphatidylinositol 4,5-bisphosphate phosphodiesterase gamma-1 (gene sl). Bases 89 to 3751 code for a protein of 1220 amino acids. The record is from RefSeq and is a predicted model, not a curated record. NCBI's taxonomy places the organism in Eukaryota, Metazoa, Arthropoda, Insecta, Diptera, Culicidae. The transcript has 10 exons. Gene Ontology annotation, biological process: positive regulation of epithelial cell migration; phosphatidylinositol-mediated signaling; phospholipid catabolic process. Gene Ontology annotation, molecular function: protein binding; phosphatidylinositol-4,5-bisphosphate phospholipase C activity.
AGUCUGUCAACGUUGAAAGUGUUUUAUCGUGUAGCCAAAUAGCAAAGUGCAUGAAUUGCUACCCACGCAAUCGCAAAAUCAUAACAUUAUGAGUUUCACAAUUGGAGGAACGGCCAGCAGCUGCUUGGCGGCGCUGGGUGAAAUGGAACAAAUUAUUUGCCAGCUGGAACGCGGCACACUGAUUCAAAAGUUUUAUCCCCGCAAGCGCCCGGAAAAGAAGACCCUCAUGCUGCGCCGUGAAACGCGUCAGAUCAUAUGGUCCCCGGUACAGACCAAUGGCCGGAGCAACUACGAAGGAUCUCUAGAGCUGCGCGAGGUAAAGGAAGUUCGACCUGGUAAAAAAUCGAAGGAUUUUGAAAAAUGGCCCGAAGAAGCGAAGAAAAGUGAACCACGGAAAUGUUUCGUGAUUUUGCACGGGAACGAUUUUAAAUUGCGCACCGUGUCUAUCGUAGCUUUCUCCGAAAAAGAGGCCGACAUGUGGCUGAAAGGACUGAAGUAUCUGAUCUCGGACACGAUAACAUCCCCGUACUGGUUGCAGAUCGAGCGCUGGCUGCGACGGGAGUUCUAUCUGAUGGAAGCCAACGGCACCGCUAGUCUGAAGGACAUUCGGUCCUUCCUGCCGAAGAUAAAUUGUAAAGUAUCCACCGCCAAGCUGAAUGAGGUGUUCCACGAUGUAGACACGCGGCGUAGGAAUGAGCUCGGUUUCGACGACUUUACCCGAUUGUAUCAGCGCUUGGUGCUGCCACCAAGCGCGCUGCCAGAGUACUUCGAUGGCAUACGUAUGGCGACAUACAGUCAGAAUGGUCAAACGGUUACGCUGCAAGAGUUUCGAAAGUUUUUGACCAAAGAGCAGAACGAGGAAGAGGGUAGCGGUGGCCACAGUGAGGAAACCGUGGCCAAAUUUAUCAACGAUUACAUCCAAGACCCGGCGCGUGACGUUAGCGAACCGUAUCUGCGUUUACAUGAGUUUAUAGAUUUUCUAUUUUCGCGUCAAAAUGAAAUCUGGGACCGACGCUGUGACACGGUGUACCAGGAUAUGACGCGCCCGCUGGCACACUACUGGAUAUCGUCGUCCCACAACACCUACCUGACCGGUGAUCAGUUUUCCAGCGAGUCCUCGGUCGAAGCGUACGCCAGGGCCCUCCGUAUGGGCUGCCGGUGUAUCGAACUCGACUGUUGGGAUGGGCCGGACAAUAUGCCGCUGAUUUUCCAUGGGCAUACAUUCACGACACGCAUCAAGUUCAUGGACGUGAUCCGCACGAUCAAAGAACACGCGUUCAUUACGUCCGAGUACCCGCUCAUUCUGUCGAUCGAGCAGAACUGUUCGCUCACGCAACAGCGCCGGAUGGCGCAAUCGAUGCAGGAGGUGUUCGGUGAGAUGCUGCUCACCCAACCGAUCGAUAAGGCCGAGACCCAGCUACCGUCGCCCCAGCAGCUGAAGCGUAAGAUUAUACUGAAGCACAAAAAGCUACCCGAGAACGGCAUCAUGGUGGUGGACGAGGCGGGCAAGGAAUCGGCCAUUCUGAUGCGCGCAAAUGACGAGAGCGAGCUGGACAUUCGGAAUACCGUCAAGAAUGGUAUCCUGUACCUGGAGGAUCCGGUCGACAAGGGUUGGAAUGCGCACUUUUUCGUGCUCACGCAGCAUAAGCUCUUCUAUACCGACAGUCAACGACCCGACCGCGAUAGCGAUCUAAGGGAUGACGAACGGGAGGAAAACGGCUUCGCCAAUCGAUCGCGCGACGGUACGCUGGUUUCAAAUGACGAGCUACACUUUGGCGAAAACUGGUUCCACGGCAAGCUUUCCGGGGGUCGCGAGGAAGCUGAAAAGCUGCUGCAGCAGUUCUCGCACCUGGGCGAUGGAACGUUUCUGGUGCGCGAAAGCGUCACCUUUGUCGGGGACUAUUGUUUGUCGUUCUGGAGGCAGGGUAAACCGAACCACUGCCGCAUCAAGCUCAAGCAGGACAAGGGUGUCACGAAGUACUACCUGAUGGAGAACGUGCUGUUCGACAGUCUGUACAGUUUGAUCAUGUACUACCGACAGAAUGCGCUCCGGAGUGCGGAAUUUUACAUCACACUGAAGGAACCCGUUCCGCAACCGAACAAGCACGAAACGAAGGAAUGGUACCAUCACACGACGACCCGCGAGCAGUCCGAAAUCGUGCUCAACCAGGUCCCGCAGGAUGGGGCCUUCCUGGUGCGCCCGAGCGAGAAAGGACCAAAAGCCUUCGUUAUCUCGUUUCGGUCCCACGGUAAAUUCAUCCACUGUCGCAUCCGGGUGGAGGGUCGCUUGUACGAGAUGGGUGGGAUGGAGUUUGAGAGUCUGGUCGAUUUGGUAAACUUUUACUCCAAACAUCCCCUGUACCGCAAAGUAACGCUGAGCUAUCCGAUUCCGCGGGAAAUGAUUCGCCGGAUCAACACGAUGGAUGUACCCGAGGACAGUGGAGCCUACGGAUACAUGGACCCGGCGAUGGUCGCCAAUGAAAACGUGACGGUCAAGGCGCUGUACGACUACAAAGCGCAGCGGGAUGACGAACUGUCGUUCUGCAAGCACGCCAUCAUAAGCAAUGUGGUGAAGAAGGGCACCGACUGGUGGCUGGGGGAUUACGGUGGCAAACGGCAGCACUACUUCCCGGCCAACUACGUGCAGGAGCUUAGCGCGACGGACGACGGUACGCUGGUCGAUGAAGGUGCCAACGAACCAUUGAUGUUGGGCAGUUUGCAGAAAGGUUCACUGGAUGUGCAUGGCGCCGUGGUGGAGGUGGCCUACAGCAACCAUCCGGACAUCGAGCGGAUACUGCGCAUCCAAAACCCGACGAUGCAGAACGUGUUCGAGGUGGGCGUCCAGACGAAGGAGCUCGCGUACGAGUGGAUGCUCGCCAUCAAGGAAGCGGCCCAGAACGCGAGCGCCAUGGAGAACGAGCGGCGCAAAAUGGAGCGCAAUUCGCGCGUCGCCAAGGAAAUGUCCGAUCUCAUCAUCUACUGCCGGAGCGUGCCGUUCAAGCACCAUCCGGCGUCGUGGGUGUUCUACGAGAUGUCCAGCUUCCCGGAGACGAAGGCUGAGAAGUAUUUCCUGCAGCCGGAGACACGCUUGCUGUUCGUGCGCUUCCAUCGGAACCACCUGAGCCGGGUUUACCCGAAGGGGCAGCGGUUGGAUUCGUCCAACUACCAUCCGACGGCCCUGUGGAACUGCGGCUCGCAGAUGAUUGCGCUCAACUUCCAAACGCCCGACAAACCGAUGCAGCUAAAUCAGGCCAAGUUUCGGGACAACGGUGGCUGCGGGUUUCUGCUGAAGCCGGACUUUAUGUUCCGCGACGAGUUCGACCCGACCGACCCGAACACGCUCGUCGGUGUGGGCGAGGUGAUUGUGAACGUGCGCAUCAUCGGCGGGCGCAACCUGUGCAAGGUCAGCCGCAACAUUACCAGCCCCCUGGUCGAGGUGGAGGUGCUCGGUGCGUCCUUCGACAGUGGCAUCAAACAUCGCACCAGAGCGAUCGCGGACAAUGGUUUGAAUCCGAUUUGGAACGAAAUAUGCGAGUUCCGGAUAGCGAACCCGCACUUCGCCAUGAUCCGCUUCGAGGUGCAGGACGAGGAUAUGUUCGGUGAGCCAAACUUUAUCGGCCAGGCCGUGUUUCCGCUCGGUGCCAUUCGCACCGGGUACCGCAGUGUCCCGCUGCGGAACAAGUACAGCGAGGAGCUGGAGCUGGCCACCCUGCUGGUGCACACGAGCAUUCGCCCACUUCAGACGGAAUAACGUAGCUUUCGCCCGGAGGAAGGCACUGUAGGAGGGGGGGGCCUAUCAUGACAACCAGUGGGAAGCAAUUAGUAGGCCUUAGGAUACACUUACGCAAGCUGAGAAGAUUGAUGGUUCGAGUCUCUCUUACCACAAGUGUCUUAAUGCGUAGGAUGUUGCCUUUUUUUUACCCAGACAGAACAGUAUUUAACAAAAUUUAAACGAAAAACUAUUUAGGAUGAUUUAUGUGUACAAUACGCGCAACGCGUACCAAUCUAAUGUGCCUCUAUAUAUAUAUUUGAACAUAAAUAUGAUUAUACACACCUAUAUACAUAUACAACAUGGGGUGUAAACGGAACACAGAUUUAUGUGGUGAGCAAAGUUGAAAAAAAAAACGGUAAGCGGGUAGCACACGGUUGGAGUUGUCUUUACCUUUUUUUUGUUUUACAUCGUGCACACGCAAUUGGUGUGCCCAAAAAUACGGGCAAGCACGCACAAGAAGAAGUUUGCAACGUAUCAAAUAAAAACAACGCGAGUGAUAGAAUUAUUCGGUGUUGAAACAUUAGACGAAUAAAACACAUGGGAAGCAGUUGUCAGCCAUAGAGCGCGUUAUUUGGCAUGGAUUAAAAAAAUGAAAGCAAUAAACCUAUUCUGGAUUCGAGUGGAUACAGUGCAAUGUGAA